Messenger RNA from Gambusia affinis (western mosquitofish), 1840 nucleotides. RefSeq names its product nuclear transcription factor Y subunit alpha-like. Gene Ontology annotation, molecular function: DNA-binding transcription factor activity, RNA polymerase II-specific; RNA polymerase II cis-regulatory region sequence-specific DNA binding. Gene Ontology annotation, cellular component: CCAAT-binding factor complex. Lineage: Eukaryota; Metazoa; Chordata; Actinopteri; Cyprinodontiformes; Poeciliidae. Gene Ontology annotation, biological process: regulation of transcription by RNA polymerase II. Bases 624 to 1691 code for a protein of 355 amino acids. The transcript has 9 exons. The record is from RefSeq and is a predicted model, not a curated record.
UUGAAGGCAUUGGUAGUUGUCAGCACGGAUUGGUUUGUCAUGGACCAACCAAAUUACUAACCCUGCUUAAUGCAAGAAAAAAAUUUAAUUUGAGAGUAAUUUUGACCGCUGUGUCCGAAGACUUGUUUAACCACAAAGACCUUCGUCUUCUCGUUCGGUGUUAGGCUACUGGGGGAAAAACAUGAGCUCCCUGCUGCACUAUUGUUAGCCUUUGUGCUAAAAUGAGUGUUAAACAAAGCGGCGUUUGUCAAUGAAGCCGUAAACUCAUCAGCGGAUGAGUAUGCCAGCUAAUGUUUAGUUACAGUUUGAAACAAGAAGCAAAACGCCCGACUUUCCCCUUGAAGAUAGCGAGCAUCCAUUUUGUGCUUUCUAGAAUUUACCACAGCUAGCUCUCAUAGCCUUGUUAGCCCCAUAUUAUUGCAACAGUGAAUAAAACACGGAUAAAUAUUGCCCUUCUUGUUCUCCUAUGUUGUCCUAGAUAUCAAAAUUAUAUUUUAAGAUACAUUGUUGAAUUUAUUUAAGAUAAGUAGGCGUUGCGUGUUUAAAAUUAAAGCAACCAAACACGGCAAAAAUAAAAAAUAAAGAACGACUUAUUUUACGAGGAGGAUUGAUAAUCUUAAAGCAUGGAGCAGUACACCACUGCCACCACUACAACAGGGGAGCAGAUUGUUGUGCAGACUGCAAAUGGACAGAUCCAGCAGCAGACACAAGGCACAGUGACGGCUGUGCAGCUGCAAGCAGAGGCGCCAGGCCAGCAGGUGCAGACACUCCAGGUAGUGCAGGGGCAGCCCCUAAUGGUACAGGUGAGCGGCGGACAGCUCAUCACAUCGUCAGGCCAGCCCAUCAUGGUGCAAGCCAUGUCGGGGAGUCAAGGUCAGACCAUAAUGCAGGUUCCUGUGUCUGGAGCUCAAGGUCUGCAGCAGAUCCAACUGGUGCAGCCUGGUCAGAUACAGCUGCAAGGUGGUCAGACUCUGCAGCUCCAGGGCCAGCAGGGUCAGCCUCAACAAAUCAUCAUCCAGCAGCCCCAGACGGCCAUCACUGCUGGACAGAACCAGAGCCAACAGAUCAGCGUCCAGGGUCAACAGGUGGCACAGACAGCUGACGGCCAGACCAUCGUCUACCAGCCCGUCAAUGCAGAUGGCUCUGUUCUACAGCAGGGAAUGAUCACAAUCCCCGCUGCCAGCUUGGCAGGUGCUCAGAUAGUGCAAGCAACAGGGGGCGCUAACACCAACACUACCAACAGCGGCCAAGGCACUGUGACCGUCACCCUGCCUGUCUCCGGCAACAUGGUCAAUGCAGGUGGAAUGGUCAUGGUAAGACCCUGUGCAGAGAUGGUGCCGGGUGGAGGCGGCGUUCCCACCAUGCAGCGUAUCCCCCUCCCGGGAGCUGAAAUGCUGGAGGAAGAGCCUCUAUACGUCAACGCCAAACAAUACCAUCGUAUUCUGAAGCGAAGGCAAGCCCGGGCCAAACUGGAGGCUGAGGGCAAGAUCCCCAAGGAGAGGAGGAAAUAUCUACACGAGUCCCGUCACCGUCAUGCAAUGCAGCGUAAGCGUGGAGACGGAGGGCGGUUCUUCUCCCCUAAAGAAAAGGAGGAGGCGGCUUUAGGCCUAUCGCAAGUAAGAAGUUAUGAUGGCGCGGGGGGGGGGGAACACAAGCCCCAAAGUUGCAACUUCUCUGUUAUACAUUUUUAAUCUUUCAUAACAGAUGAGUAAUUUCAUAUUUAAGAUGCUAGCAUGUUCCUAUGCAUGUGUGAAAACUCUUGGAAAUCAUGGAAUUCUAUUUUGUACUUUUCCAAGUCUGGAUAAGGAUGGAGGGACAAAAACUGAGCAUGGAAAAAUGC